Sphaerulina musiva SO2202 is the source of this 3415-nucleotide messenger RNA. RefSeq names its product cysteine proteinase. The coding region runs from base 158 to 3271 and encodes 1037 amino acids. The transcript has 2 exons. The record is from RefSeq and is a predicted model, not a curated record. NCBI's taxonomy places the organism in Eukaryota, Fungi, Ascomycota, Dothideomycetes, Mycosphaerellales, Mycosphaerellaceae. Gene Ontology annotation, molecular function: cysteine-type deubiquitinase activity. Gene Ontology annotation, biological process: protein deubiquitination. Gene Ontology annotation, cellular component: cytoplasm.
ACAGACAUCCACUGAUCACCCACCCGCACCCACCAUCCACCACGCGCACCACAUUCCGACACAUGGUGACGUGCCCGCACUACAAAUUCCUUCGAGUACCACCACUGCACCGCUGCGAGAACAGAGAAGAAAUGCAGCGCUGUCUCUUUUCGCCGCCAUGAGUGCCGCCCCGCCACUUCCCCCUCCUGCACACGCUCCCUCGACCGCGAACCGCACUGCCAGUGCUCCCGGAAACAAAAGUAGCAAUGGUGGCAGUGGCGGCGGCGGCGGCGGAGGCGGGAGCAGCAGCCAGUCUUACUCUAUCACAAGCCUGCUGGAGAGUGCCGAACAGUCGCUCAAGGACGCCAAGUUCAACGUCGACUUCCGUCGCCCAGAUGUCGCUUUUGUGGACUAUCUUCGCGCCUACGAGAUUGCCGUCGAGGUCAUACCGCAUCACCGAGACUACGUUCACUUCGUACAUGACAGCCAUGGGCUACCCAGGCUGCAGCUUCUGCGGCGUCGCAGUGCUGCUAUGAGCGAUCAAUUUGCUAAGAUCAAGCAAAUCAUCAUCCACAACAACAGCCGCUCGGGUGUCCUCCCGCGAUCUCCUCUUGCUGCUGUCAAACAAAAGCCUUCAGUCUCGCCGAAGCCAGAGAAGUUGCAUUCGAGACCUAUCUCACUGGUAAGCAAUGGCAGUGCAGUUUCAGCAAGCACCGACAUUGCGGACAGGUUUGCAAAGCUUCGGACCCCUGGCGGGGCUGAGCCCAGCCCACGAGCACCACUCCGAGGGGCAUUAGUCCCACACCUGGCUUCCUACGGGGUAGGCGGCAACUUGGACUCGGACUCGGUGCCUCAACCUUUGCCAAAACCGCAGGGCCCUCGUGGUAUGCCGCUCGACACUGAGCUGGCCGCUGCGAUGCCCAAGGCACCUGCGGCGACUUAUAGUCCCGCACGAAACAUGCAGACCUCUGGCGAUAUAGCACUUCCACGACACAGUGCACGCAGUCUGCCUUCUCAGCGCAAAUCGAAUCCACUUGCAAGCCCUGCUGUGUCUGCGAUUGCUUCAAGCGUAGGCUCCCAUGGUGGUAGCGACUAUUUUGGUGAUGAUCACAAAAGUGGCCCGCCGACCACUUCACGGGCGAAUACCCAUCAGAAGUCGGUUCAUAUGCCAGACGAGACUCGUAUCACAGCCGAGAAGUUGCACGACUACCUCGAGCGCUACGACAUUAUGGUUAUUGAUUGCCGAGCUCGUUCUGACUUUGAUCAAGGCCACAUCUACUCUCGCAACGUGAUAUGCGUAGAGCCCGUGGGAUUACGUCAAGGUAUGAGCGCCGAACAACUUGCGGACAAGCUCGUCCUCUCGCCAGAUGAGGAGCAGGAAGUCUUCCAGAAUCGCGACCAAUAUGACCUUGUCGUUUACCAUGACGCGAAUACCUCAUCUGAAACGUUCUUGUCGAGCCCUGCCACGGAAGCUGAAUCGCGCCUCAAAUAUCUGCACGAAGCCCUUUACGACUUCAACCAGGAAAAACAGCUCAAAAGGCCGCCUAUCAUAUUGAUUGGUGGUAUCGAUGCAUGGGCAGACUUGAUGGGGAAUCAAGCUCUCAUGGCUACAACUACUCAAGUUCGGGCCAAGAAUGGCAGGCCGUUGCAGCGUAGACCGGCACUUAGAGACGGCCAGGUGAGACUUCCGAAACGUGGGCUGCGAGACUAUAACCCACUGGAUGCAGAGGAGGAACAAAGAUGGCGAGCCCGCGCGCAGAGCGAGAGCAUGCCAGAAGCCCCAGCAUUCGAUGAUCAUGGAUCAGAUGAAUUCGAAAGCAGCCCGACGGACCAGCUGCAGAGGUUUCCACACAUUAACGAAUUCAAUGCGCGAUUCCCCGAUGCUGGCGUGCUCGGCCAGCAGGUGCACACAUCAAUUUCAUCUCCCACGGCUCCCGUCUCCGCACCAAGUAUACCUCACUAUCCCGCGACACCAGCACAUUCCAUCUACCCUCCGGCGCCGCCGGCCCGACCUGCGCCAGCCGCGCCAAGGAUGAGCUAUACUGGAGUAAGCGAUCGAGCUGUGUCACAUAGUACCCCGAUACCGAGGACAUCAAGCCAGCUAUUACCGUAUGUGCCUCAGCGGUACCUAGCUCAGAACCUGCGACUUCCCAGGACGGGCAUUCAUAACUUUGGAAAUACCUGUUACAUGAACGCCACUUUGCAGGCGUUGUCGGCCACUACGCCGCUUACAAUACUGAUGCUGGACGAUCAAUAUAAAAAGAUGGUCCAAAAGGACAACUGGAAAGGCAGUCGAGGUCUUUUGCCCGAAAUCUAUGCCAACAUGGUCCGUUCAUUGUGGCAGGGUGGUGUGGACUACAUCAAGCCAUCAACCCUCCUUACAUUCUGUGGACGGCUAAACAGCACUUUCAAAGACCCCACGCAACAACAGGAUGCGCAAGAGUUCUUCAGUUUUAUCGUUGAUUGCUUGCAUGAGGACUUCAAUACGGUUUGGUCCAAAAUGCCUUUGCGAGUACUCACGGAACAAGAAGAGGCGAAGCGGGAGCGUAUGCCCCCCUUAGUGGUUGCCAAAACCGAGUGGGGCCGGUACAUACAUCGCGAGAAUUCGUUCCUUACGUCGUUGUUCUAUGGACAACACUCGUCGCGACUCCGUUGUUCCGCUUGCAGCUUCACCAGCACCACGUAUGAGGCAUGGGCUUUAUUGCAGUUAGAAAUACCUGAAGUUGAAACCAGGCUGAAGGACUGCCUGCGUGCUCACUUCAGAAGCGAGGAACUUGAUGGUGAGAAUCAAUGGACGUGCCCCAGGUGCAAGGUUCCGCGGCGAGCCACGAAGAAAUUGACCAUGACCCGUGCACCACCCUUCCUGGUCGUGGCGUUGAAACGCUUCAAGCAAAACGCAAGAGGAGAGCAGCGUAAAUUGAGUACGGCAGUCCGCUUCCCCCUUACAGGUCUUGACAUGGAAGAGUUCAUACUCCAACCGCCUUCACCCUCGGAGGUGCAGGAAAUAGCGCGGGAGCACGGGCACGACACGCUGAAGGUUGAUGACUCGCUGAGCCCUCCUUAUAUCUACGACGCCUACGCUGUCGUGCGACACAUGGGCAGCACCACCACAAGUGGUCACUACACGGCUGUUGUGCGGGACACGGCGCGCGGAUGCUGGAGGAUUUUCAACGACACGCAGUAUCGAGACAUUAAGCCCGAAACGCUGAGUCCUGGUGAAGCCCUGGACAACAACCAGGCAUACUUCAUAUUCUUCCAGCGUAGGGCCAGUAACGAAAUGAAUGGUACAUGAAGACGACUUUCCCAUUAAAGAAGAUUUGAGUUACAUCUGGAGCGUUCAAGCGAUCUUCACGCGGAGUUGCAUGUAGCUGUAGAGAUAGCUCCAUCCCACAACGAGCGCUGGUGCAUUCACCCGCUCCACCAGAAUCAACAUUCC